This is a messenger RNA of Boeremia exigua, 1586 nucleotides long. RefSeq names its product CTLH/CRA C-terminal to lish motif domain-containing protein. Gene Ontology annotation, biological process: proteasome-mediated ubiquitin-dependent protein catabolic process. Gene Ontology annotation, molecular function: ubiquitin protein ligase activity; protein binding. NCBI's taxonomy places the organism in Eukaryota, Fungi, Ascomycota, Dothideomycetes, Pleosporales, Didymellaceae. The coding region runs from base 218 to 1504 and encodes 428 amino acids. The record is from RefSeq and is a predicted model, not a curated record. The transcript is spliced from 3 exons. Gene Ontology annotation, cellular component: nucleus; cytoplasm; GID complex.
GGUUGUGUUCGUUGUGAUCGUGCUUGCCAAACCGGCCCUUGCCGAUCACCCCGCAAGACCUCCGGUGACGAGCGUGAUCGCCCGUUCCUGAAGCUGCCACUGUCACUCUCACAACCUCACCCUCUGUCACUUCUGCUCACGCCUCCUUCGGCAUUUGCAGAGAUAAUCCUCCAUAACUUCUCUAGCGUCUGCACUACCCAAGCCUCCUGUGGCCGCCAUGGCGGAGCUCAACAGCACAAAGCUCAACGCGGAGUCGCAUCUACUGCUCGACCAACCCCUCCUGCGCAUGCCUUAUGAACUCUCACGGCGGAAUUUCAAGAAUGCGCAACGCCUCAUCGAGCACACUACCACCUCGCUCACGUCCGCCCUCUCCAGCACUACCAAGAACGCUUCGAAGACCAACGACUCCACACAGACUCUCGAGUCACUUGAUGCCAUGAUCUCGAAGAUGCAAGGUCUAAAGCGUAAACUGUCGAACCUGCAAGAAGAAGAGACAAAAUUACACAAAGCUGCCAAAGCCCGACUACAACACCUUCAGGACUUGCAUGACGUCCAAAGCUUAGUAGAUGUCAAGUACGACGAAUGGUCUCGUAUCCGAUUGUCGCGCUUACUAGUCGACUAUCUGCUUCGCGAAGGUUAUGCUUCCAGUGCCGCCUGCCUUGCGCAGUCCAAGGGUAUCGAGGAUCUCGUGGAUGUCGAUGCCUUCAUAUCAUGCCACAAGAUCGAACGCAGCCUCAAAGAGGGGAUGAGUACUACGCUGGCGCUUGAUUGGUGUAAGGAGCACGGGAAAGAGCUUAAAAAGGCUGGUAGUUUGCUAGAGUUUGAGUUGAGGUUGCAGCAGUACAUCGAAAUGGUUAGGCAAGGACAUGAGAGCAGCGUGUCAAGCGUCGACGGCGACUUCGGUCGGGAAGGAGUUAGCAUAGGAGGUGGUGGAGGGGAGCAGAAGCUGACGGAGGCGAGGGCGCAUGCAAAGAAGUACCUCAGUCCGAGCGGGGACUUUGAGUUGAUAAGACGCGCAGCGGGUUUGUUGGCUUAUAGGCCGUGGGAUGAAGUGGAACCCUACGCCUCCCUCUACUCGUCAUCGCGAUGGUCCCACUUGGCGUCACUGUUUCUCACAACUCACCACAAUCUGUACUCCCUCCCACCCCGGCCACUCCUGCACAUCGCCCUCUCUGCCGGUCUCUCUGCUCUCAAGACGCCGGCCUGUCACUCCGCAUUCACAUCAUCCUCCGCAAACGCCUCCUCGUCUACAACGACCGUAUGCCCAAUAUGCAGUACAGAGCUCAACGAGCUGGCCCGCAACGUGCCGUAUGCACAUCAUACCAAGAGUAUCGUGGAAAACGAUCCGGUUGUGCUACCAAACGGACGCAUUUAUGGGAGUGAACGGCUGAGGUUAUUCAACGACAAAGUGGGCACAGAGAAGGGCUGGAUUCGGGAUCCUGCCGCGGGGAAGAUGGACGAGCUGUGGAAGGAGAGCGAGGUGCGGCGGGUGUUUGUUCUAUAAGUAACAAGUUCUGGGUAUCAUUUGUGCGGCAUAGCGUGGCGUUUGGGUAUCAUAUGUGGUCCUCUACCACAGUAGGUUUACG